GAAAGAAUGUUGUUCACUAACUGAUGUUGAGCAUAACUGUCGCAGAUAUUUUAUACUCAAUUAUCUUGCUGCUUAGUUUUUCUCUGGCUAACUCGACUUUCAAAGCCCUGUAAAUAUCACACACGCAGAAAUGUAUUGGUUGGUUAGAUCCAAAACGAAUGCAAUUUUCUACUUCAAUGAUUUGCGCCUUUAGAUGCAAACAGAGGCAAUGCAAAUUAAAUUUAUUAGCUAUGUUUCUCGGUUGGUUUGGAUAUGCAACUUUUACGAUUGAAAAUAUGUAGGAAAUUGGGAGGAGGGUGUCACACACGCGAUGGAAUUUAAUUGAAUUAAACUUAAUUCGAAAACAGUUCUGUCUAGGCAGCUAUAUCGAUUGCCCAAUUUGUUUUCAAAUAAUGUGCCACAUGGAAAUCGGUUUUAUGAUUGUCGUGCCCACUCAAACGAGUCGAUCGGAUCGCGGGGUUUGGAUUGAAACGACUAUGCGCUAUAAAAGCUUUAGUGGAAGCUGUAGUUAGCACAGUCGUUUGGUAGUAACCAACUAAUUAACAGUUUUAGCACAAACUUUAACAGGAGAUCCAAGAUGUUCAAAGUCAUCGUUCUGGUUGCCUGUUUGGCCGUCAUUGCCUCCGCUCAGUUCUACGGAGGAGAUUCCGGUCAUCACGAAGAUCACCAUCAUUCACACCCGAAAUACAAGUUCGAGUAUGGCGUUAAGGAUAGCCAUACCCACGAUCACAAGAGCGCUUGGGAGCACCGUGAUGGAGACCACGUGAAGGGACAGUACACUCUGGAUGAGGCCGAUGGCACCCAUCGCAUUGUUGACUACAGCUCCGAUCACAAGGGAGGAUUCCAGCCACAUGUCCUGCGCAAGGGACAUGCUCACCACCCGCACCAUGGUGAAAGCUACGCCAACAUCGAGCAACACUAUUAGAAUGAUUAAAAAAUGUGAAAGCUAUGCCAACAUUGAGCAACAUUAUUGAACUAUGAGGAAUGUGUUUUGGAGUGUGGAAUGAUUGUGAAUAAAUAGCACGAUGUGAUAUACAAAAA
Messenger RNA from Aedes albopictus (Asian tiger mosquito), 1041 nucleotides. RefSeq names its product cuticle protein 19-like. The transcript is spliced from 2 exons. The coding region runs from base 578 to 925 and encodes 115 amino acids. NCBI's taxonomy places the organism in Eukaryota, Metazoa, Arthropoda, Insecta, Diptera, Culicidae. Gene Ontology annotation, cellular component: extracellular matrix. The record is from RefSeq and is a predicted model, not a curated record.